Phodopus roborovskii (desert hamster) is the source of this 1365-nucleotide messenger RNA. RefSeq names its product fibronectin type III domain containing 8 (gene Fndc8). The record is from RefSeq and is a predicted model, not a curated record. Gene Ontology annotation, cellular component: nucleus. Bases 77 to 1048 code for a protein of 323 amino acids. Gene Ontology annotation, molecular function: protein binding. Lineage: Eukaryota; Metazoa; Chordata; Mammalia; Rodentia; Cricetidae. The transcript has 4 exons.
UGCCUCAGUUUCUCUCUGCUCUCUGCCAGUUGGUUGUCCUGCACGGUGGUGAAGGCUCUGGUCCCACCCACACCAGAUGGCAACAGAGGUGCUCUGUAAAGUGGGGGAUGGGGAGGAGGCUGUACAGAAGAAGAAGAAACCCCUCAAUGUUAUAAAUGUGGUUGACCAACUGCCGAAGCCCUGUCCAAACCCCAAGUUUAUGAACCGGUCCAUGGCUACCAAAGGCCUCCCGCUUUCCUCAAAACACAGCUUGGUCAACUGCUUAAAGGAAGACACCACCAAUGCCAUGAAGCAGAUGCCAGUGGAAGAUUCGGAAUUCAGCUCAGAUGACACUAGUAUGUCCCCCAGAUCAUCCACUCUGUUGAACCCCGUCAAACUGGCCGUGACUCAGCCCAACAGCAGCUUCUUUGCAGGGAUGCUGGAGGGUGAGCUAAACAAACUCAGUUUAUCGUCACUAUCCAAGAACACAGAAAAAGAGAAUCUGGCCAUCUGUCCCCUCUCACCUAAGGGCCAUAUGGCCCCCAGAAGCCUGUUGGACCUUGACAACCCUGCACUGGACACAGACACCUCCUCAACACGCUCUGAGUCUUCUGUGGUCAUGGAUGUGCCAGAUGCCCCCUUCAUCUGUGAACACACUGUUGGCGAUUCCACAGCUGUGAUUUCCUGGACUUACACUGUGGGCAAGCAGCAGGUCAGUUUCUACCAGGUCCUGCUGCAGGAGUCAACCAAGCAGAGUGACAAGGAGAUGCCCAAGAUCAAGAACCGCCCUUGGAUCUUCAACAAGAUCCUGGGUACCACCGUCAAGCUGAUGGAGCUGAAGCCGAACACGAGUUACUGCCUCACUGUCCGUGCGGCCAACACAGCCGGGGUGGGGAAGUGGUGCAAACCCUACAAAUUUGCAACUGUACCUACUGACUUCAACAGCUUUCCUGAGAACAAUCCCAUCCAGGUCACUGUGCAGCGCAAACAACCCCAGAGGAAAACCGUGUCCAUGGCAAUGGAGGAGAUGCGGAGGCUGGAGGAUCUGGAAUACCUAUAUCCAUAUUAGGCGUGGGUCGAGGUUAUACCUUGCCCACUGUCAGCCUUGGCCCUGGGUCCUCAGGAACCAUAACUGUGAGAUGUACUGUACCACUAAGCACCAAGCCAAAGAACCCGCUAGUUACCCUGUCAGCUAAGGACCUGGGGCAGACGCACUAGAACCUCACCCUUGGGUCUGGGUCAAGGAUAGACAUGAGCCCCAUUCACCUAGAGACACCUUAGGCUGGGCCAGGCUCAGCCACUACCCAACAGCUGGUAGGCACCCUCCUUCCUCCCUGACCUGGGCUGGUUCCAGGUCCCUCAUUAAAGAACUGAAGGCCCAUCUAA